AUGUGGGUUGCUUUGACCGGCUUGGCAGCCUUCUUUGCUGGCCGACACGUCAGCAACCAGCUCCUGCUCACCAAGACCCUCACACCAUCAUCAACCUCAUCGCCAGCUCAUUCCCAGCAGCAGCCGCAGCCUCCCAAGAUCCAUCUCAAAACCGACCCCAACACCCUCUAUGGCACCCAGAAUCACCCAUCAGUCCCUCCAAAGACUUCGAUCCCCACACCAGCCAACCAUACCAAACGCAACUGGGCUGCAGCCGAUUUCGACCAAGGCGGCGUCGGCAAAUUCCAUCUCCCAUCCGCAAACCCCUCCAGCAGCAGCAGCCGAAACCAAACUAGUACCCCCCUGCAGGCCGACCCCGACCAACCAGAUCCGACGAUCUGCUCAUCCCUACGCGAUCUCUUCCGCCACAUCUCUGCUCAGCCUAAUUCGGUCGGCGCGGUAGCACCCCAGGCGUUCAUCACGACGCUCAAGCGCUACAACGAGCUCUUUCGGUCGACGAUGCACCAGGAUGCACACGAGUUCCUCAACUAUCUCGUCAACUCGGUCGCCGAAGAUGUGUUUGCAGAACAGGAGAAGAAACGCCAGGAGGACGAACGCUCAUCCUUACUCGAACCCACACCGCGUCCUGACUAA
Messenger RNA from Puccinia triticina, 633 nucleotides. RefSeq lists its product as uncharacterized. Gene Ontology annotation, biological process: protein deubiquitination. The record is from RefSeq and is a predicted model, not a curated record. Gene Ontology annotation, molecular function: cysteine-type deubiquitinase activity. The coding region runs from base 1 to 633 and encodes 210 amino acids. The transcript is spliced from 3 exons. NCBI's taxonomy places the organism in Eukaryota, Fungi, Basidiomycota, Pucciniomycetes, Pucciniales, Pucciniaceae.